AUGUCUCAAGACGGCGACGAUGCUCGCUCUGUCGCUGAAAGCCUACCUGAUGCCCCUACCAAGCAGUCAUACCGAUCUUUCAAGAAAAAGUUCGCGAAACUUAAGGUCAAGUUCGAACUACAGAUGAGGGAUAGCGAGUUACUUGUUCGGGAGGGAUUGCGCAUUCAGGAUCUCUCAAACCGGAUUCAGGAGCAAAAUGACCAGCUUCUAGAAGUCCUUUUGGAAUUCAACGACAGCCUUCACAUCUCGCCCGAAUUGCGGUACGACUUGAGUGCUUCUGGCGAUGACACCCUUAUGCCAAAGGACGAAACACAAGUUUCCCCAUCGUACAACGACCCGGAAGCAGCACAGUCGAUGCUAAAACAUGCCAAAGAUGAGGUUGCGACUGGCAACAUGACCGCUGAAAGCUAUCGUGACCUGGAAAACGCUGUCAAACAGGGCAAAGCGUUCACGCCGCGGUUAGACUAUACCUCAUUGUUGAAAGUCCCCCAUACUCUGCCACAGAUGGAGGAAGAAGAGGUUUCGGCGGAUGGCGGGUUUGAGCAAAGUCUUGGUUUCUUCACCCCACAACACGAAACGGAACAUUAUCUGGCCGUGGAUGCUAAACUGGGCGACGAAACUGCAGCCUUGCAGCUCAGCCGGGCCCCCGAGAAAGCGACGUUUGCCGAUCGAGAGAGAGAUGCGGGUUUGCGAAAUUCCAUCUCAGUUUACAAUUGGUUACGGAGGAACCAACCCCAUAUAUUCCUACAAGACAACGAGAAUGCUUCUGAGAAGUCCGGCUCCCGGCCUUCAAACUUGCGCACUUCCAAGAAAGCGACCGGGGGUGCUCGAAAGGAUGAAGAAUUCUAUGAUGACGACAGCGUCUUGAUGGAAGGCGGCCCUACGCCUUCAGGUGCCAAGGGCAAACGCAAGCGCGACGACGAGAGCGUCGGUAAAAACAAAGGCGGAGGCAGCCGUUCCAACCGAAAGAAGAAAGAAGAGCCCUCUUCGACCGCAAAGCGCUCGUCGAAGAGGUCCUCCGGAGUGGGAGCUUGA
Aspergillus affinis is the source of this 1035-nucleotide messenger RNA. RefSeq lists its product as uncharacterized. Gene Ontology annotation, biological process: chromatin remodeling. The record is from RefSeq and is a predicted model, not a curated record. Bases 1 to 1035 code for a protein of 344 amino acids. The transcript has 3 exons. Gene Ontology annotation, cellular component: Ino80 complex; nucleus. Lineage: Eukaryota; Fungi; Ascomycota; Eurotiomycetes; Eurotiales; Aspergillaceae.